AUGAGCUCAUCGUUUCCCUGGGGCAUUGAUGGACUAGACAAGUCUCGAUUUGAAGCUUAUGCCAAACUCUUACGGCUAAAGAAUGGCGGCCAGAUUGAGGAGGCUUCGAACUUCUCCGAAAUACUCGACGAAGACAUCGAAUUAGAGAAGUCGGACGACACCGAUUCCGUCAACGCGAACGCAUUCCUGUCGUUUGAUGAGAGAAAAAUGAAGAGGGCAUUCCUUGAUAGGCUAUCUGAGCUUAUUGCAAAUGAGAAAGGCGGCCAUCAUGUCUCCUCAUCUCUGAUGAUCGCGUGGCCAGAUCGAGUCGAUAUUCUCGUAGCAAGAAAUAAUGGAUUCAGAGAAGGGGAUGUCACUCUCCGCAUGCUGGAAACUAUCGCUUCUAGCCUCCGAGAUAUCUCCACGCUUGAUUCCUCAGAUCCUGUCGCCGCUUCUACCAAACAGAAUCUUUGGACAUCAUUGGUACAAUCGUACAGGCCCAGAUUAAGCGAUUACAUGAUUCAGGUCAAAAGAACCUUGAAAGAGACUAUCCCACCUGAGGGGGGCCUGAUAGAGACUCUGCCCUUAGACGAUCGCGCAGCAUCUCUUCUUUUGUGCCUCAAGGGAUUUCGCGCCCUUAUUGAUGUUGCGGCACGUUCGCAAACGCAGGAUGAUCUUGAAGAGGUUGUAAAGAGCGCCCACAACAUCUUCUCUUUCUACAAGGAGCAUGAUUUUGAUAAGAUUACCAGCAACAAUACCAAUAUCAGGUCACUGAGAGACGCGCUGGGCUUCCUCGAGAGGCUCUCCGGCUUUCAAAAUCUUCGUAUCCUCCCGGUGAUGGAUCCACCGACUGGCGCAGCCAAACCGAAAGGGACGGAUCGAAACAAUGCCUGGUCGUUGGCGGAGACUUUUUCAUCUCUGGGCCUUGCACUAAACGACAAAACAGCGGAAUCUCUUGUCGGAACUGGAAAAAGGAAAGGGUCUUGGACGAAGAACAAACUGCUCCGAAGGUUUGACAAGAUGAAGUCAUCGGCCUCUGAAGUACACGCAGAAAUGCAAGUCAUUUUGGCGGCGACAAAACACAACUGUACGGGCGCGGCAAUAUUCAACUAUGUGGGCUGCAGUAAGCGCAGCUGCUUCCUUUGUUCCAGGGUCAUUCAGAGCUAUGGGUCUUACACGACAAGGGGAUGUCAUGGCAAGCUCUACGAUCUCUGGACUGUGCCCGAACUUCCAUGGCUCACUAAGGAUGAACGCUUAAGGCUCGUUCAAGCUCUCAAGAAUGUCGAGAGAGCCAUGAAGAAAUCUCUACGUGAUAAGAAGACUGAAGGACUUAUCCAUGCCAAGGAAUCCACGAUCGGGGGCUCUUCAGUUGCGACCAGAAGACAGCAAUCUGACCAAACCCCUUAUAUGAUGUCCCUCGUCUCAGAGUAUCUCAGAUCGCAGCGCCAAGGAAUGAGGUCCAAUGCUGGCAAGAAAGAAGAUUUUUCGAGCCUUGAAGGAUUAAGUCAGCCUUCGCUAGACGGAACUCAAUACGAGGCCAAUCUGGAUACACUUUUGUUUGGCCAAACUCAAGGUCGUUCCGAGACGACGAUACCGAAACCUGAACAGCUUCGAGGCGAAUGUUCCGUUUGCGAAAGAGAAACCAAUCGCCACUGUCAAUUCUGUAACCUGGAUUGGUUUUGUCGUAAAGAGUGUCAGGAUAAAAUGUCAUUUCGUCACCUCACCAAGUGUUCCGCUCGCUCGAUAACAACUGCCGACAUACUCUAUAGUGAUGUUAUUGGGGACCGGCUUCCGCAAGACCCAGAGACAUGUGAGCAUUUUGGGUUCACCCGGUGCCGCGACGGGAGAGAGAAAUCUUAUCUCUCUGGCCUUUAUCAAGGUCUUGUGUAUUUGGAUGUUGAGGCUAUCCAGCUAAACGAAUGGCGAGAGAAAGGUAUCCUUGUGAGCAAAAUCAUAGAGGCGUUUUCCAGGUUGUCUGAGCAGAACCGUGGGGGCUACUUCCCAUGGUUCCUUCGAAACCAGCAUAUCCUUGACAGCUCAACCCCACCUCUUCAGCUUGAUGGAAAGGAUAAUCCCCUCCAACGGGCUGUAAACGCCGCGAGGCCCUACCUCGACCUAGAAGAUCGCGACAAGGACCUUCAACAGUUAGAGCCACCAUCGAAACGGCAUUGCUUCCUAUUUUAUGCUAUGGCCUUGGACAGCUCGUAUCCAAACCCAUAUUGGGCCGAAUUGGAUAUAUGGUACGAUUUUGGCUUCGCAGUUUGUCGUGGCGAAUACUAUCAAAGUCAACUUGGGGCCCUCUAUAGUCAGCUUGUUGGUGGUAACAAAUCAAUGAGAGAUUACGACCAAAGUCUAGGGGUUAAACCAGAAAAUUAUCCUGAUAUGCCUACAUGUUCAUUCAACGAAUUUUGGUUGGCCUACAGAAACGGUAGCCUUGGAAAGCUCUUCCACCAAUACGGUUUAGGGGGCCAAAUGAGUCGUUACUUGGGCUUGCAGGAAUUUCUAUCUUUCUCGCUGAACCAACGUGAACUGCGCCCAUCAGUUUGGAGGUUGAAACAUUUCCUGGCCCUCGAUCCUAACGAUCCGCUAGGCAACCUUCCUAAAGUUGAAGCAGCCGCUCAUGAAUACGGGUUCACAUCGCAGCUCAACGCGGGGACAAGGCUGGCUUUGAGGCAAUUUUAUGAACAGUUAUUUGAGAAGGUUAAUCCACUCAGGAUCCAUGACGCAAAGAAUUGUGGCAAAUUGCUUGAUUAUGUGGAAAGCAAACUUGGUGUCAUUGAUGAUGGCGUCCGGCAUGUAUUGCGACAGUUUGGCUGA
Molecule: messenger RNA, 2796 nt
Organism: Trichoderma harzianum CBS 226.95
Lineage: Eukaryota; Fungi; Ascomycota; Sordariomycetes; Hypocreales; Hypocreaceae
Exons: 4
Coding region: 1-2796 (931 amino acids)
Source: RefSeq, a predicted model, not a curated record